Labrus mixtus (cuckoo wrasse) is the source of this 5237-nucleotide messenger RNA. RefSeq names its product tropomodulin 1 (gene tmod1). Gene Ontology annotation, cellular component: myofibril; striated muscle thin filament. The record is from RefSeq and is a predicted model, not a curated record. Gene Ontology annotation, molecular function: tropomyosin binding. Gene Ontology annotation, biological process: pointed-end actin filament capping; myofibril assembly; muscle contraction. The transcript is spliced from 13 exons. NCBI's taxonomy places the organism in Eukaryota, Metazoa, Chordata, Actinopteri, Labriformes, Labridae. Bases 514 to 1647 code for a protein of 377 amino acids.
GGAGGAGGAGGAGGAUCUCUCCCCACAAGUUUACUUUGCCCUUUGAGGGAGAUGAGUUUCAGCCUCAACAAACGCGCCGUGAGAGGACCGGUGCGUGGGGAGUAAAAAGCUUGAGAGCACGCUGAAAUCUGCUGAAUUCAGGAUUACCGGCGGGCCAUGGACGCUUCGGUGUAGCGGAGUUUGUGUGCGGAUUCCCGGGUUGUGCGCCUGCAGCUGAGCGGACCGCGCAGCGCGACUCCAGGCGGCUCUGAAGGAAACCAUAUCUGGUCAAAGUAUUCGUUGCUGUCACACAGCGGGACCGUCCGGCUAUAAAUAGCGCUGGAGGAGGAGGACCGACUCUUUGCCAAGGAGCGCUGCGGGGCACUUGAUGUUCUUUUGCUUUUAUAUACCUGAGCUGGGGGGACACUGAGAUAAAGAUUCUUGUUUCCAAACUUUGGGAUCCCUGUGAGCCUCUGGUUUCCUACAUUUGAUCUUUCUCGUUUGGAAGGGUCAUCGAGAGGUGUGCUGUCCAUCAUGUCGGUGCUGAAGAAGGAGAUGGAGAAGUACAGGGACAUAGACGAGGACGAGCUGCUGAAGAAGCUGUCGGAGGAAGAGCUGCAGCGAUUAGAGGAUGAGUUAGAGGAGCUGGAUCCUGACAACGCAUUGUUGCCAGCUGGGAUGCGGCAGAAAGACCAGACAAAGAAAGCUCCGACGGGGUCGUUUCAGAGAGACAAUCUACUCGCCCACCUGGAGAAACAGGCCAAAGAGCAUCCUGACAAAGAAGACCUGGUGCCCUACACGGGGGAGAAGAGAGGUAAAGCCUGGGUGCCUAAGAAGAUCGUGGAUCCCAUCAUGGAGAACGUGACUCUGGAGCCGGAGCUAGAAGAAGCCCUGGCGAGUGCUUCUGAUGCUGAACUGUGUGAUAUCGCAGCCAUCCUGGGUAUGCACACCCUGAUGAGUAACCAGCAGUACUAUGAAGCCCUGGCCAGCAGCACCAUAGUCAACAAGCAAGGCCUCAACAGUGUGAUCCAGUGCACCCAGUAUAAACCAGUCCCCGAUGAAGAGCCUAACGACACCGACGUAGAAGAGACCCUGCAGAGGAUGAAGAGGAACGACCCAGACCUGGUGGAGGUCAACCUCAACAACAUCAGAAACAUCCCCAUCAAGACUCUGAAGGCGUACGCAGAGGCUCUGAUCACUAACAGUGUGGUGGAGAGGUUUAGUAUUGUUGGAACCAGGAGCAACGACCCCGUAGCGUUCGCCCUGGCAGAGAUGUUGAAGGUGAACACGACGCUGAAGAGCCUGAACGUUGAGUCUAACUUCAUCACAGGAACAGGAAUCCUGUCCCUCAUCGGGUCACUGCAGGGUAACACCACGCUACAUGAGCUCAAGAUAGACAAUCAGAGCCAGCCGUUAGGCAACAAGGUUGAAAUGGAGAUAGCCAGCAUGCUGGAGAAAAACACCACGCUGCUGAAGUUUGGAUAUCACUUCACCCAGCAGGGCCCGCGCCUCCGGGGCUCCAACGCCAUGAUGAACAACAACGACCUGGCCCGGGCCGUCAGGUCAGAGUCAGACGGCUCCUUCACCCUCACUCUGUCCGUGCCUGAGCUGGAGCGAGCCUUUGGGAAAAAGUUCAAGUCCAAGACUAAUAAGAAAGAGAAGGCUUGAGGGAGGACCCAUCUUCCCCAAGUGUCGGACGAAUGUGUAGAAACCGGAGCUACUCUCAACCCUCUGACCCCCCCCCCCCCCGAUCUCCCCCGACCAUCUUUACACACCUCGACUCGGUACCCUCCUCCGCCUCUCCUCCUCUUGACGGCCUGCAGAAGUCCGUGAACACACCUUCAGGUUCAAAUGUUGAGAGUUUGGAGGCGACCUCUGAACUCUCUCUCUACUUUCUAAGCCUCUGUUUAACGUCAAGGAGCGCUCAGUGCAUGCAGACGGUGAGAUUUUAUACAGAUUAUUUUGUGUUCUUUUGAGAAGUUUAAAUUGGAUCAAGGCUUGAAAUGCUGUAAGUCUUUGUACAAACUAACCAGACGAGGCUUUCUUUUGUCAUGAUGAAUCAUUUCAUAUCGCUUCGAGAGUGUCUCAUAUCCUUUGUAAAGAGGGCGGGAGGUCUGGUUUUACAUGGCGGCUCGUUAAAAGAUGGCGGGGAACUUUAAGCCGUCCCUGUUUCUCUGUAGGAGUUGAAUGAAUUCUAAUUAUUCUGUAAAUGAGUUGUGCUUUUCUCUGACGCUGUUCCCAAAAGCUUCGAGUGUCUCCGAAGCUGAAGUCCCAUCACGACGAGUUCUUUAGUUGUAGACCGAAUGGAUUCAUAAAGCUGACUCCUGUGAGAUGUGUUGCUAUUUAUUAGCAGAGUAUAUUUAUUUGUGAUGGUUAUAGGACAGAGAAGACGUUUCAAUACACAACGAAGCUUGGGUUGAUUGCUCUGCAGAGUGUUAAAACGUUUAGUGUCUGCAUAUCAAACUGUUAAACUCUGAAUACAUGUUUCUGUGCAACAUGAGGAAGCCUUCAGGUUCUGCAGAGGAUUUCUGCUAGCUGGGAAUAGCAGAGGCAGGACAAAAUAACCCACAGAAACAGUAUUUUUAUUUAGACUUUAUAACCUUCAACCGCACACACUUUUGAAACGUUUGGAUACCAUGUGUUUUAAAACGAUGUAUGAUGGUUCAUAUCGAAAAGGAAGAAUGUGCAACCUUUUUUAAUCCAGUAGAUGUCGCCCUUGAGCACCAGCAUGAAACCAAAACAAACUGCUGUUUGGCCACACCUCCAACCCCCCUCCCCUUUAGCGCAAGCGUCGGACGAAAUUGUCCUUGGCUCGAGCUGCAAUCACCUGUGUCCUGCAUUGGUGUGUUAGCAUGCUAAUGUUAGCGCUCUUUAGUUCGCUCGUAGCUUCACAUUGCAUGAAAACCGACACAGAAUGAGCGUGAUCUAAAAACUCUUACUAACAUCCAAAUAAUCAGUGAGUAUGUUCUUCUUCUCUCUAGUCCUUGACUAAAACAGCUUUUAUACACAAGGGGAGGAGCCGGCCGGCCCGUCCAUGUAAACAUGGCUCUGACAACAACACAGCCAGAGGGACUCGAGCUUCUCACUCACUGUAGACAGUCAUGACUCAGAGACACAUUUACACAGGAUACACUUGAUCUCUGCUGUAUUUAUGUCUAACAUGUCGCACAUUCUUCCUUUUAAAAAAAACAUCUUUUUCAUUAGACAUGUGCGUAGAAGACGAGUGAAGCCAUCAGACAUGCAGUCACACUCCUGCACACGCUGUCUAAAUAUGUUGGCAACAUUUCGGUGUGUUGCCAACGUGUGCAAUUUUAAAAAAUGUGCAGGAGUUUGCUUGACAUUUUUGCUCAUUUAAAACAAGAAAUUGCCCUUCAUUGGGCACCUAGGACCUCUACUUAUGUUUCUGCACGGUGUCCAAUCAGGUAUCGGUGUCGUUCGAUUUUUACGAUGGUCGUACUGAAGUUUAAAAUUCAGGUAUCAUAACAACUUUAAAGCUAAAUCAGGUGAUAACAGCCUGAAAGGACUUCUGUUACACCUUGAACCAGGUCAGGCUCGAUGAUUGUUUGUGUUCAUGUGUUUUUACUGGAGCUUCGAUGUGUGAUGUCAUACGAAGCCAACUGGUACUGUUCAUUACAGGUUUUCCUUUGAAGAGCCUGAACCCAAACGUUUUGUACUAAUUCAGCCGUCUGACCCUUCAGUGUAUCAUUUAUUCUUUUAAUGUUCAAUUGAGAAUCCAAACCGGAAAAUGUAAAAGCUGAUUCCUUAUUCCGUUCUUUGCCCAAAAAAUCGGAUACCAAAAAAUGCUCUGAUCAAAAAUUUUCAAUUUUAGGAGGCCGGUAGCCCAGUGGUUAGUUCGAGCGCCCCAUGUGCAGAGGUUUUGUUCCUCAAAGCGUGCAGCCCGGGUUCGAAUCCGACCUGUGGCAUCUUUCCUGCAUGUCUGUCCUCUCCCUCUCUCUCCCUCUCUCCCUCUCUCUCCCCACCUUCUGAUUCCAUCUUUAAAAAAAGGAAUAAAGAAGCCCAAAAUGAAUCUUUAAACUUAUUAGUAAAUGCAGGAAGAACUUGACUGAAUUGAGUUGGGGUACUUACCACCGUCACCCAGGUCCACAGAUGACGUACCACACACACUAAUGCUGCAUUCAGGUGCUCCUCGGAUUGUCCAAGUUUCCGAGUUGUGAAGUCAGUCUUCCUACUUCAGUGUGUUUACGUGCUUACAGUUUGAAAUAUUUAAACAUCAGCCAAAAACAUCGUCGAUGCCACGAAGAACAAGAUGUGUAUAAUGUCUCUGUUACAAGUUAUAUUUCAGAAAAUUAAUAAAAAGUAUCUAAACAUUAACUAAACAUAUUUUGCCCCCCGUGAUGAAGAUUAUGUCGUCAACUUUGCACCUAAUUCUUUUCCUAGUUUCCGAGUUUUUCCGAUGAUUCCGAGAAUACAUGAAUGCACCAUAACGUACACGUCAAAUUGGAGACAACAGGAUAAACUAUUGAAUUUUGAAAGAAUGAAUGAUACAUUUCCUCCUAUUCCCUAAAUAAUUAUGAGAAGACUAUAUGCUGUUUGUUUGGAAAUGCUCGUUGGCUGAUAACAUGGUCUAACCUCUGAACUAACCUCUGGUCCCGGGUCGCGUCUUUAAAAGCUCCCAAUGGAAAAUGUUCCUGCCAAACAUGUCUCUGAAAACAUGUUUACAUCCAGCUGUUCAUGAUAAACACGGCUGUACAUGUUGCAGCUCUGAUCAACGGCACCUUUGCAAAAGAAGGGUCAGCUGCUACUUCACCGAGAACUGACGCCGAUCUGUCGCCCUAAGACAAAAAGAAAGAGAGAGAGGGGCUGCACACCUGAGUCGAAUGGCUAAACUACCAUUUACAGAACCACAGGUAGACCAUACCCACUGCUACCCCAUCAGUGUUUCAGUGACGAAAACGUGUGUGCGUGUUCCUGACACUCAGAGAUCAUUCACCGCGUGUUUUAAGGGUCCGAUUAUGACGUGUAACGUGACGUUGUAUGUCUCUGCUCUGAUUCUUACCUGUCCGUGCUGCAGGUGUUCAACAAAUGUCAGCUAUGAAUGUAAACAUGAGUGAAAUAUGAAGUCACUGAAUGCUAAAGGUGAAGAGGACUCUUUUCACUCGGUCUGUGUGUGCGUCCUGUUUGCUCAUAUUUUAGUGCUUGAUUUUGUGUUUUUGUUAGAUAGUUCACUUUUUUUUUUUUUUGGUUGAUUUUAUUUUUGUUUUUGUUAUUGAAAUAAAUAAAGCUUGAAAUAUUAUCUG